UAUAGCGGACUAUGGAAGUACGUAAUUAUGUAAUAUUGCCUACAUACUCUUAAAUGUUUCGUGCAGGUAUAACAACACAUUUUCUCUAAUUCAGUUAAAAUAUGUAAUUCAUUCCGAUCGGUUUAUUUUAAAAUGGUUAAUAUUUUUAAAAAGGUCGAUAACUCAUCGCCGUUUGAAACUGAUCCGUUACUAAAACCCAAGGCAGAAAAACAAUCAUUUUGGAAGAAACCAUGGUUUACCCUUUUUAUAGUAAUAUUAAUAAUUGUUAUUACUGCAACUAUUAUAGUAUACAUAUUUUGCCAUAAAAAUGGUUCACCAAAUACCAAUAGUUUUGUCGGAUUGGAGGCAAAUGCUGCUAUAUUUAAAGCACAUCCAACCUCUAGGUUGUCAAGCUUAGCUACAACUAAUGAAGACUACUUCAAACAAUGUGCCCCAGUUGUUACCUGUAACCCAAACGAUAAAUACAGGACAUACAAUGGUUCGUGCAACAAUUUGCAGAACCCUAGCUGGGGUGCAGCAUUAACACCAUUUUACCGGCUGAUGAAUGCCGAGUUCGAUGAUGGUAAUAAUACGUUUAGAGUUCAAUUGGACGGAAAACCAUUGCCUAGUGCUAGGCUAGUAGGUUUAAAAUUAUUUUAUAUGAGAGAAAUCCAUAACUUUGAUCAUGCCAAUAAUGAGUUAUUAGUUCCAUGGGGACAAUUUUUGACACAUGAUGUAUCGUUUUAUCCUGAUGAUAUUCGAAAUGCUACUACUCCAGCUGAUUUGGAUCAUUGUUUUGAAAAAGACAAAACCAAAAUUCCUUUUGAAUGUUCAACCAUCAUACCAAUAGCAGCAGACGACCCAGUAUAUGGCCCAUACAAUGUAUCACUGUUUAAAUUUGUUCGAUCUAUGCCUUCUGUGAAUUUUAGUUGUCCACUAACACCCAGAACUAUCCUCAAUAGAAAUACACAGUAUAUAGAUGCAUCUCACGUAUAUGGUUCAGACGAAAAAAUAGCUGAUGGUCUUCGAACAUUUGAAAAUGGUAAACUUCGGUCACGGAUAUUAGAAAACGAAGAAUAUUGUCCACAGAACCCUGAUUCAGAAUUUAAAGAUGGUCCGUUAGGAAAAUCUAAUAUUCAAUUCGCUGCAGGCGAUAAAAACGUCAAUCAGAAUUUGGCUAUUGCAUUGUUUCAAAAUUUAUUUUUGAGAUAUCACAACCAUUUGGCUGAUGAACUUCAUAUAUUAAACCCAUCAUGGUCCGACGAAAGAGUUUACCAAGAAACUCGCAGAAUCGUUGGUGCAAUUAUACAAGUUAUAACAUAUGAUGAUUUCUUGCCAAUUAUUCUAGGAGACGAAUACAUGAAAGAGUAUGGACUGACCGGACAGACUACCUAUGAUCCUUCAAUUAAUUCAGCAUUAGCACAAGAGAUGACAAGUGGUGCAUUUCGAGCUGUCCACAACAUUAUUCCCGCUAAAUUCAACUUUAUAAGUGCAAACUAUUCAGUCGUUGAUGAAGUAGAGCCUUCCAGAAUAUUACUGCAGCCAGACUUGCUUGUAGGAAAUUUCGAUAACAUGCUACGAGGGUUUUUGGAAACGCCAGGCCGUGCUGUACAACCAUCUUACAAUAGUCUGAUUACGAAUAUCGUGUUUAAAAUACCAAAUUUAAAUGGAUACUCAGGAUUUGAUUUACUGUCUUACGAUAUUCAAAGAGGCAGAGAUAAUGGACUUCCACCAUAUAACAAAAUAAGAUACAUUUGUGGAUUAAAAAAAGCAAAUACAUUUAACGACUUAUCUGAUUUAAUUUCUCUGGAGGAUAUUGAAACUUUGAAAUCGUUAUAUUCAACUGUACAUGACAUAGACUAUAUUGUUGGUGCACUAUUGGAAAAACCCAGAAACGGUUCAAUGGUUGGCCCAUCAACUGCGUGUAUAAUUGGAGACAGUUUCUACAGGUUUAAACAUGGUGAUCGUUUCUUUUAUGAUAUUCUAGGACAACCAGGAAGCUUCACCCCAGCACAAAUUGAAACAUUGAAAAAAAUCACCCUUAGUCACAUUAUGUGUACAUCAUCAAACUUGGAUCACAUGCAAAAGAAAUCAUUUAGAUUUGUUGACCAUAAGUGGAUGUCAAGUAUUAAGUAUAGCUGUAAAUCAUAUAAGCUGGACUUAUCGCCAUGGAAGGAUUUUUCAUAAAAAUUGUAUCAUAACAUAACAUACUUUUGAUGUAAUCGUACCUUUUUUUAAAUAUCAAUGAUUGUACAAUAACUAAAAUUUUAGUAUAAAAAUAUUAAAUAAUUUGUUGUCCUUCUCCAAAAUAUACAUUUUAAAUCUCAAAACACAUUUAUAAAAUAUUUAUAAAUAUAUAUAAUAAAAUAGUGCAUUCAAAAUAUUACAGUUAAUACAUUUUCUACAUUAAAUUCCAAGUGGUGUAAGAAAUAUAUCAUCUAUAACAAUGUUAUUUUUUAGUUUGAAAUACUUAGUUUUAUUAGUUAUUGUUGUGAGCAUCCAUUUGAUGGAAAAAAAUAAAUUAAAAAAAAAACACACAUCAUUGUAAAAUCAAUACAUUCAUUACUUCGUUCAGAAUCUAAUAAAAUUCCUAACUCCUGUAUACUAUGUAAUCCAAUCUCAAUAAAAUAUGUUAUACAUUUUGUAA
Messenger RNA from Aphis gossypii (cotton aphid), 2626 nucleotides. RefSeq names its product peroxidase-like. Lineage: Eukaryota; Metazoa; Arthropoda; Insecta; Hemiptera; Aphididae. The coding region runs from base 133 to 2166 and encodes 677 amino acids. The record is from RefSeq and is a predicted model, not a curated record. The transcript has 12 exons. Gene Ontology annotation, biological process: response to oxidative stress. Gene Ontology annotation, molecular function: heme binding; peroxidase activity.